GGUCGUCUCUCUCUCUUCUAACCUCACUCUUCACUGUCGCGCCUUUCCAACGUUCUCAGUGAUCGCAACCAAAACCCUAGAAACCUGCCAGACCACCGUCCCGCGGCGAGGCGAGAAGGAAGAGAGAGCGAGAGAGCGCGCUGAGGAAUCCUUCUCUCUCUCCCUCGCCUUCGCGCUCGGCAGAUCCCUUCGGAGCUUCCGGGGUUUUGAUUGCUUUCCUGGUGAUCAAGUGGUAAUGGCGGUGCAACAAGCCCCUGCUGGAGCAGCCCCUCCGUCAGCUGGUGUUGUUGGCAAUGCAUUUGUUCAUCAAUAUUACCUCAUCCUUCACCAAUCCCCUGAGCAUGUUCAUCGAUUUUAUCAAGAUAUUAGCAAGCUUGGCCGUCCUGAAAAGAGUGGAGUCAUGGGUAUCACCUCAACCAUGAAAGCUAUCGAUGAGAAGAUCCAGUCACUUGAUUAUGGCGGAUUUAGCGCAGAGAUCAUUACAGUGGAUGCACAAGACUCUUACAACGGCGGAGUCACUGUACUUGUUACUGGAUAUCUUACUGGAAGAGACAAUAUGAAGCGGAAAUUCACCCAGAGUUUCUUCUUGGCACCUCAAGAUAAGGGUUACUUUGUUCUCAAUGAUAUUUUCAGAUAUGUUGAGGAACCCAGUCGUCAACAGCCAAACCAUGAUUCAGCUAAUGAUGUGGAAGUUCCUCAAACUAUUGAGCAAGAGUCAACACCUCCGCAGGAGAACCACAUUCCUCAUCAGGUAGCUGCAGAUUCUGAAGAAGUUAGUCAGGAGGAAGUCUACAAACCCUCUGAGAAUGGAGAUGGUUCAAUUGUGGAGGAGGAAGCCCCAGUGCCUGAAGUAGUUGAUGAAACUCCAGCAGAUUCACACAUAGUGGCUGAAUCUAAUGCUAAAAAUGAAGAUGUUCCGAAGAAAUCGUACGCCUACAUUUUGGGAGUCAUGAAGGAGGGUGCUGUCAAUGUACCAUCUUCUUCACCUUCUCCAAAGCCUGUUCCAAAAUGCCAAGAACCACAAAUGACUGCACCACCGCCUCCAGCCGCCAUACCUGAGACUCAAGUUUCCAGUUUAAAAGCGACUGAAAAUGGGAAUGUUCAAGAGGGUGAAUCUGAUGGGCACUCCAUCUACUUGAAAGGGCUGCCUAUGAAUGCGACCUAUCCUCAAAUUGACAAUGAGUUUAAGAGAUUUGGAGCAAUUAAAGCUGGUGGUAUUCAGAUUAGGAGCCAAAAGGUUGGUUUGAUUUUAGCAAUUUUAGCUACAUUGGAACUUCAUGGCUCAUCAAUCUUUCUCAAACAACAGGGAUUUUGUUUUGGGUUUGUGGAAUUUGAAGAGUCAAGCUCUGCCCAAAGCGCGAUAGAGGCCUCUCCAAUCCCUAUUGGUGGACGACAAGUGGUUAUUGAACCAAAGAAGUCUACUUCACGAGGGAAUAGUAGGGAUCGUUUUCCAUCUGGAAGGGGGGCUGGGUACAGGAAUGAGGGUGUGCGAGGGCGUGGAAGCUAUGUUGGCGGUAGAGGCUAUAACAGGGGCGAACUUAAUAACAGGAUGGAUUAUGGAAACAGAAAUGGUGGCAGGGGAGGAUACGCUAACCGUGGUGAUGGAUAUCAAAGGGCUGAUAAUUCAGGAGGCAAUGGCGGCCGUGUGAAUCGAGCUGGUGGUUUUGCUGUCGAUGCAUCCAAAAGCAUGGCACCGCGAGUAUCUGCAACUGCUUGAGGAACCACCUGGUAGUUACUUUUCUUAGUUGUUGGAUAGGCAUCAAGAAUGCGUAUUUUAGAUUCUUUUGCACAUGAUAAUUUUUGGAGCUAAAUCAAAAAUAUUAUUCUUCAGCAUUUUGGCUGUUGACCUUGUUCGGUCUCACUGGUGGGAAAUAGAUGUACUUAAUUUCUGCUACCAAACUAGAUCUGUCUAUCUUUGGUGGGAUAAUCCUACCAAUUUUGGAGCCGUUUCAUUUUAUAAAAAUUCUGAAGAGACCAGCAUUGUUGUUGUAUGGA
Rhodamnia argentea is the source of this 1995-nucleotide messenger RNA. Its product is annotated as nuclear transport factor 2-like. The record is from RefSeq and is a predicted model, not a curated record. The coding region runs from base 236 to 1717 and encodes 493 amino acids. The transcript has 9 exons. Gene Ontology annotation, molecular function: mRNA binding. Gene Ontology annotation, cellular component: cytosol; ribonucleoprotein complex. Lineage: Eukaryota; Viridiplantae; Streptophyta; Magnoliopsida; Myrtales; Myrtaceae.